Molecule: messenger RNA, 1553 nt
Organism: Triplophysa rosa
Lineage: Eukaryota; Metazoa; Chordata; Actinopteri; Cypriniformes; Nemacheilidae
Gene: pef1
Product: penta-EF-hand domain containing 1
Exons: 5
Coding region: 74-901 (275 amino acids)
Biological process (GO): COPII vesicle coat assembly
Molecular function (GO): calcium ion binding
Source: RefSeq, a predicted model, not a curated record
CAAUCGGCUGCUGAAGGCGGGACUUAUUAAAUACAACCAAAUCGUUCCAUUUGCUCAGAAUCUUCUCCGCGGAAUGAGUUAUCAAUACGGGCAGGGUUAUCCAGGACCGGGUGGUAACCCCCAGCACCACCCUCCCCCAGGCGCACCUUAUGGAGGUGGUCCCACAGGGGGACAGUAUGGUGGUCCUUAUAGAGGUGCCCCUCAAGGACCACAGUAUGGCGGAGGAGCUGCACCUGGAGGUCCAUACAGCUCCUAUGGUACUCCUGGUGCAGGAGGUGCCCCUAGAGCACCAUACGGUGGGCAUGCCCCAGGUGGCCCUUACGGGGGUUACGGACAUCCCCAAGGAGGACAGUAUGGUCAACAGCCUCCCGCAGGUAACGUUCCUCCCGGUGUGAACGCUGAGGCUUACCAGUGGUUUUCUACUGUGGACACAGAUCGUAGCGGCUACAUUAAUCUGAAGGAGCUAAAGCAAGCCCUUUUCAAUUCAAACAACUCUGCUUUCAAUGACGAAACAUGCAUUAUGAUGCUCAAUAUGUUUGACAAGACCAAAACCGGACGUGUAGAUAUAUUUGGGUUCUCCGAAAUGUGGACGUUUCUGCAGCAACGGAGGGCGAUGUUCCAACAGUUUGACCGGGACAGAUCCGGUUCAAUUAACAGCAAUGAGAUGCACCAGGCGUUAUCUCAGAUGGGUUACAGUCUGAGUCCUCAGUUCGUUCAGGGACUGGUGAAUCGGUUUUGUCUACGUGGUGUGAAUGGAAUCCAGUUGGACCGCUUCAUUCAGGUGUGCACCCAACUUCAGAGCAUAACCCAAGCAUUUCGCGAGAAAGACACCGCCAUGACCGGGAAUGUGCGGAUGAGUUAUGAAGAUUUUCUGUCUGGUGCCGUUACUAGACUGAUGUAAAGUACUGCAUAAGGAAGUCAGGAGAGACCUGUUUCAGCUAAUGGUUGUUGACCACGGUUUCUCACAACACUUUAGCCCCUUGACAUCUUUUACAGUCCCUUUUACUGCAGGAUACCUUGAUUUUACCAUAUUGUGCUGCAAAACCACUAUGUUUCAAGCAUAGUUAGAAUGCCAAAUAUAGCACCCCUUGAGACAUUUUACCUACAUUUUGCUUUGGUUGUUUGCUAAUGUUUAGUUGUUUAUUAUAUGUGAAUGCCAAAAUAUGUUCAUUGUAUAUGUGAAUGAAUUGCCAUUAACUAUGCAAGGAGCACUAUUUACUAAUUACUAAUAUAAUAAUAUCACUAAUAGGAGUAUGUCAUGGAUAUUUAAAUAGUAUUGCUUUUAAAUCUUAGUACAAAUAUUUUUGAAUAUUGUUUUGAAAUGUGUAUCAUACAGUCAUGCAAGUUAUUAGUUAUACCCCAAGGCUUACGUUUGAAUGAUAUUUAAACUCUUUGACCACCAUCACAUUUUAAAUAAAAUUUUGAAGUUAACUAUUGAUUUUUGUUUUCAUACAUAUAUAUAUUUUUCUCUGGUUUGUAUCUUUCCUUUUACCUAUUUACUCAGUUUACAUUCAUUUAAAAUGUUCAAUUUUGAAAUAAAAUAUUCCAAUUUC